AUGUCUUUGCUGCCUCUCUUGUGCCUUCUGAAGCUGCCAGUGCUUCAUGCCGUCAUCACCGAGGGUGGCACAGUGCAAACCAUGGAAGUGCGAGCAUCAGGUCAAGUGAUGAGGCGCCAAAGCAUCAAGCAGGAUCUAAGUGAAGAGAUUGCUGACAAGUUGUUUUCUACCGCAGAGAUUCAGUGUGACAAUACCCUGGACACAAACACCAGCAAGAAUGUGGUCUUGGGUGUUACUCCCACCGUCACCAGUCAAUGCGGAAGACCAAGGAGACACAAACGCUUCUUGACGGAUGGAGAAACCCGGGUGAACAACAACCAAAACAAGAGGUACUGGAGAAGUUGCGGCAAUGACAAUGCGCCAGCGGCUACCCUGAGCUUCAACGAGACCUGUGUCCGCCAAAUUCGCAUUUGGUCACGCCCCGACUGCUGCGGCAGCCAGAGUGCCGGGGUGCUGGCGAAGGUGUGGGACGGUGAAGCAUGGCAGCAGUGUGGUGAAGCUUCCACAAAUGUCGGAACGCAAGCAGCCUUCACCUUCCAUUGUGGCAUCAAGGGCUCCAAGUUGAAGCUUACCAGAGCGGAGGAUUCCAGUGGAAUCAUUUCCAUCUCAGAGGUCCAUCUCUAUCCAGGCGUGCAGCCCCCAUUCUGCAUGCCUGGUGACAUCGACACGGGCAGCAACCUGGCCUUGGAGAGGACUCCCUCGGUGACGUCAGACUGCAGCCAAAUCUCGGGCUCGUCCAAGGCUUUCAUGACGGAUGGAGAGCUGCCCAGCAACAAAAAGAAGUAUUGGCGCUCCUGCAAAGAGAACAACCCCGCGGCCACGGUGACCUUCGCUGAAAGCAGCUGCGUGCGCCAGGUGAAGAUUUGGGCCCGCAACCAAGGCGAUGGAACCGGUGCAGGCAUUCAAGCUAUGGUGCUGAGGGGCAGCAACUGGACCCAAUGUGGCAGCGACGCACCUGCCAUUGGCAAGGGCGAAACCCACACCUUCGAGUGCAAUUUGAUCGGGACAAAAAUCCGUUUGAAGAGGGAGUGCAACAGCUGCAGGAUGCAAAUCAGGGAGAUGAAGGUCUUCAGCAACCAAGCAGCCUGUCCGAGACGGGAGUACAGUGCAGGUUUGGAGGCUAAGAAAGCAAGAGGCAGAGCGGCACAAGUGCCUCCCGGAUAUGUACAAGUCGGAAAUUACGAGGUACGCCAGAGCCAGCUGCCAGACCUCAAGGCCUUGGGCCCAGCCUUUGACGCCAACGUGGUGAAGUUGCAGAAACACUACGGGAUUUCGGAACAAGCUGCCUUGCGCCUCUAUUUGGGCUGCAACCUUGACAUGCAGGAAGCAGUGAGUCGUUAUGAUGGAAUUCUACAGUGGCGGCAGCGGCACCGCGCUGAUGAUUUGCGGCAAACGUUGCUGAAGCAGCUGGCGGAUGGCCAGCAGCUCCGACCGCCCAACCAUGAGCUGGUGUCUCAGAUGGCGGUGGUGAACCCCUGCGCACUGCGGACAUUGGAUGGCUCUCCGGUAUCCAUUUUCCACGUGGGUAGCGCCAAAUCCAGCAAGGCCGUGCAUGACGAUCACCUCCAGAGGUGGAGCAUCUUCACUGCCGAGUACGUGGAUAUUUGGCUCACGCAGCAGACCCUUCAGACUGGGCGCCUGGCAGGACAUGUGCAGAUCUAUGACCUCGAGAAUGUGAGUUUCUGGCAAAUUUCCAGUGGAUCACUGGUGGAAAAGCUGAAGAUUCUACUGGGAGCUGGGCAGAAUUAUAUGGAGCAGGUGUCCCACAUCUUCGUGAUCCGUUCUGGAUCCAUCUUUUCCAUGGCCUGGAAGUUUGUGAAGGGCUGGAUUUCACCCAGAACUGCUUCCAAGAUCAAUGUGUCCAGCGACAUCCCCAGAGACUUACUUCAGCUCUUGGGCCCUGACGCGGCGUUGCUGCCCAUGCUGAAGCCGCAGUGGACACUGGCCAUGCAGCGACCACCUGAAGUCGCGAGUUCUUCUGGGUUUUGA
Messenger RNA from Cladocopium goreaui, 1989 nucleotides. NCBI's taxonomy places the organism in Eukaryota, Dinophyceae, Suessiales, Symbiodiniaceae. The record is from the annotation of a GenBank genome assembly.